Molecule: messenger RNA, 1518 nt
Organism: Tetrahymena thermophila SB210
Lineage: Eukaryota; Ciliophora; Oligohymenophorea; Hymenostomatida; Tetrahymenidae
Exons: 10
Source: RefSeq, a predicted model, not a curated record
AUGGAUUUAAAAAUGUAAGAUUAAAUUCAAUAUUUAUCUGAAGAUAGCAUUUUCUUGAAAAGUGAAAUCCUAGAUUUACUAAAUCAAAUACAAAAAAUAAGACAAGAUUUGUCUGAAUUCGAAUUUUAUGACAAUUAAAUUUAUUAAAUAAAUUUCAUUGCAAAAAAUUCUAAAACAAAUUAAAAUUCAAUGCUAUCUAUAUUUUAAAAAUAUAGAUUAAAUUAAAAGAAUCAGCUUAAGCUUGGAAAUAGAAUUAAAGGACAAAAUUACAUCAUGACAUUUUGUAUUGACCAGUGUUUUGAGAUUGAUAAAUUUUUGAUUCAAGAAACUGAGUACACAGAAUAUUUAAGGAGAAAUAAAAUUUAUAGUCUUGAAGAGAUCAAUUAAUACACAAAAGAUAUCAUCAGAGUUUUAGUUAUAAAUAAGAGUGAUUGCAAGAUUAGAGAUCAAAAAGUAUUAGCAAUUGCAUCAACUAUAGGCUAAUGCAAAAAUCUAAACACACUGAAAAUUGAUUUAGGUUUAAAUGAAAUUGGAUGUGAUGGGGCAGGUUAAUUUUUACAAAAUUUAUCAGGAUGUAAAAACUUAAACAAACUCUUUUUAAGCUUUUCAUUUGGCAAGUCUAAAUAUCCUCCAUGGUCUAAACAAAUAAGUUUAGAAGGAGCAGAAGGUUUGGGAUAAGGAUUUGAGCAGCUAACUAGCAUUUAAUGCCUAACAAUAGAUUUAGAUAAAUAGCCUCUAGGAAAAGGUUGCGCUGCUCUUUUCAGAGGAAUUAGCAAGUGCCAAAAUCUUAUUAAUCUUAAUUUUUCUUUAAAGUAUUAUAAGAUUUUUUUAAAAGGUAAUAUAUUAAUGAAUUAAUUUUAGUCAUUGCAACAUAGACAACAAUGGAGCUUUAGAGUUAGGUAACCUAAUUAGCAAGUGCAUGAAUUUAUCCUAAUUAUGUCUAAAAUUAAAGACUAAUCUUAUUUCAAUCGAAGAAAAUGCGAAUUUGGUAAAAAGUGUGAAGUCAAAUUAAAGUCUUUUCCAUGUUUAUCUAGAGUUGACAAUAUAAUACAAUUAAGACACUUUUAGAAAAUAUGCAACGAAUUUAUUGAAAAAAAGUAGGCAGAUAGUUCUCUUUAAGAUUUUAAUUUGAUAGAGAUAAGAAAGUAGACAUUUAAAUAAAAAUAUGUCAAAUUAAAUAAACCAAUAUAUUUCUGUUUUUUUAAAGAAUUUUAAUAUUAGAACAAUAAUUUAUUUUAAUAUCUUGUUUUGAUUUUAAGUUAUAAAUUAAAUUCUCUGUCUAACAUAUUUUUUCGUGUUCAUAUAAAAUUAAUAUUUGUUAAGAUUCCAAAAAACUUUCUCUUAUAUCUUUACUAAAAAGUAAGUAAAAAUAAAUAAAUAAAUAUAUUUGAUUUUAAAAAUAAUGGCUAAACAAAUUUCUAAAUUAAUAUCAAAUUUCACUUUAAGAUGUUUAAUUAAAGUUAAAAUUUAUAUUCCUUUUAUUCGAAUCUAAAUGAAUUAUUACGUUAAUUUUUUUGA